Lotus japonicus is the source of this 1350-nucleotide messenger RNA. RefSeq names its product protein PSK SIMULATOR 2-like. Gene Ontology annotation, biological process: positive regulation of growth. Lineage: Eukaryota; Viridiplantae; Streptophyta; Magnoliopsida; Fabales; Fabaceae. The transcript has a single exon. The record is from RefSeq and is a predicted model, not a curated record. The coding region runs from base 1 to 1350 and encodes 449 amino acids.
AUGGCUCCUGGUGGUCAGGGUACGAACCUAUGCUCAUGCAUCUUCUUCUACGACGAGCCUGAUACCCUCGGCAUCCUCGCCUUCGACGCCGCAAAAACCAUGUGCCGCCUCCUCUCCCUCUACAAGUCCCUCACGGAAACCGAGAUCAACAACCUCCGCUGCCACGUCAUCAUCUCCAAAGGUGUGGCCCACCUCAAUUCCCGCGACGACUGCUUCCUCCUCAACCUUGCCUGCGCUGAGCGCCUCGAGGAUCUCAACCUCGCCGCCGCCGCCGUCUCCCGCCUCGGUCUCCGCACCUCCGACGCAGUGAAAAGUGGCGCGGUGGAUAUCAAGAAGCUGGAGUUCGGCACGCGGAACGUGGGGAGAGUGAUUGAGAAAACGGAGAAACUGGUGUCGGCGACGAGGAAGCUUCACAAUGCUUUGGAAUCGUUAUCGGAGGCGGAGGCUGCGGAGAGGAAGAUCCAGCGGUGGAGGCACGUGAGGAGCAGCCACGGGCACGGACUCAAGGUGAAGGUGGAGAGUUUCAACGACAGGAUCGUGUCUCUUAAACGGCAGGUCGAACAUUACAAGCAAAAUUCGCUUUGGGGCCUCACAUUUGACAAGGUUGUCGGUCUCAUGGCGAGGAUUGUCUUCAUUGUCUUCGCUCGGAUUUGUUCCGUUUUCGGUUCACUGAUUAGUACCGGCAUGCCUUCUCGGGAAGAUCCUCUGGCGCUCCAGCAUGACUCAUGCCGGAUGGAAAACCGGGACUUGUACCGGAUGAACCUUUGUCUCUUCGAACACGUGAGAAAUAAUAAUAGUGUUUUGAAGUGCAAUAGGACGGGGGUGGUUCGGUUUCCCAACCGGCUUCCGCCGUUGUCACGCGGCGGAGAGGUGGUGAAGAAUAAUGGAGUUUGGCGGCUGGCGCCGGCGUCAACAGUGGGCGGAGCGGGGCUUUCUUGGAGGUACGCGAACGUGAUUUUGUUCGUGGACAGGUGCAUGCGUUGUACGGUGGCGAUUGGGGAAGACGCACGCGCGGCGAUGUAUGGUUUGUUGCCGGGGAGGUUGAAAGGGAAGGUGAGGGCCAAGUUGAGGAGUGAGUGGUUGAAAUGGGAUAAGGGUUUGGAGGGAGGAAAGGAAGUGGCGGAGCGGUGGUACGGCUCCGUGGGGGAGGUGAUGGAAUGGCUGUUGCCGGUGGCGCAUGACACAGUGAAGUGGCAGGGUGAAAGGAACAUGGAGAAGCAGAAGUUUGAGACGAAGCCCACCGUGCUCUUGUUACAAACGUUGCAUUACUCGGAGUUGGAGAAGGUGGAGGAGGCCAUUGUGGAGGUGCUGGUAGGGUUGAGUUGUAUAUAUUGGUACCGAAAACAAUGA